Sparassis crispa is the source of this 531-nucleotide messenger RNA. RefSeq lists its product as hypothetical. The coding region runs from base 1 to 531 and encodes 176 amino acids. The transcript is spliced from 3 exons. Lineage: Eukaryota; Fungi; Basidiomycota; Agaricomycetes; Polyporales; Sparassidaceae. The record is from RefSeq and is a predicted model, not a curated record.
AUGACGCCCCGUAUACUGUCCUUGACAGUCUGCCCGAUUUCGAAAAUCGAGUUCUGGACCGGUCUAGCGGACGUUGCUUCAAGACUCAGAUAUCUGGACCUCCGCUUGGGAAAUCUGAGUCGACGUUCAAACUCUAGCUACCUUGCAGAAUGGCUGGAUUCUAUGCCUCCAGUCCUCGAAUUGAAUAUAAUCUGCAUCCGAGUGGGUGUAGACUCCAGGAUGGUGCACCGUCCAUUGACUCCAGGACACACAACCACUCAGCGUCCACCCUUGCGUCUUGCAACGUCCAUUCCCUCGCUGAGGUACAUCGCUCUCGAUCACGAUAUUGUGAGUAGCGGCACCACAGCACUCCCUAUGGUGGAGAAUGCGUCUUGGUAUCGCGCCUGGGGACCCGCGGAAGAGCGUCAGGUGCAUACAAUUCCGUCCCAUGUGGGUGUGCGCGUCCAUGGGUACUUGCAUGCCGACGAUAUGGAGUCACUCGAGAAGCUCGAAGAACUGUUCUCGCCGUCAGAAGUAGCCAGGAAGGACUGA